This is a messenger RNA of Dreissena polymorpha, 4270 nucleotides long. RefSeq lists its product as uncharacterized. Lineage: Eukaryota; Metazoa; Mollusca; Bivalvia; Myida; Dreissenidae. The coding region runs from base 914 to 3385 and encodes 823 amino acids. The record is from RefSeq and is a predicted model, not a curated record. The transcript is spliced from 13 exons.
CAGUGCAGCAUUUACUCCAGUGUUUACUUCCGUGAAACGGAUUGGGGUCCAUUUAGUUGAGAAGGAUACUUUAAGAUCUUCUACAUUCAACGGAUUCUGACAUCGUUUUUCAUGACACAGGUUGCAUGCAAAUGAUAACGUCUGUUAGGGCUGCAACCGGUACCCGAAAUAUCCGAUGAUAUCGGAUCCUACUUCAGAUUCGCGGUUGCAGAGCAGUACAAUCUAAUACCAUCAUCCAAUCCUUGCCUGUUGUGCCAUCCUGUAAUCUACCGCUGACCAGAAAACUCAAGGCUAAUUUGUUCUGGGGUAGUGUCUUCAGCUGUGUUUACGUCUUGCCCAGCUGCUUGACAUCUGCAUCUUGGCGCCAGGCGUUUCAAGGCGGCCCCCUCUUCCUUGGUGGUUCCAGGUGGGAGACCGCCUUAUCAUAUUGGAUGCAGGCUUGUAUCCUGUCCAUCAUCACCGUCUCUGCAGGGUUUCUUCUUGAAGGGGCUGCACCUCAUCUAAGAUCAUCUACCAAAAAAAUAAAAACGUCUCAGAUACAUGUGUAAAGAAUGUUCAAGCUGAACAUGAUGGGCAUCCCUAUUACUGCAGGCAUCAGCUGACGGAUUGCAAUUCUCUGAUUCUUGGAACUGACCUGGGUAUUGAUGAUUUAAGAAACCAAAAAUGAUGAAGUUGGAAACACUGGAUCUACAGUCAUUUGCAUGUGCAAUUUCUGAAUAUUGAGCGCAAGUUGUGCAACAUGUGAUAUGCUCCCUGUGAUAACUCAUGGCAAAAGAUUUAUUUGUAAUUCAGAAGGAUAAUUGACUUCAUAUUGAAAUAAUUGUACUAAUUUUAUUUGAUGUUGGCAUGUUUUCAAUCAAUAUUCCGUUUUUAUUAAAAUUGCGGUUCAUAAAGUUUAGCCACUCAGAACAUCAUGCAUCUACAGGGCUGGUUUAGAUGGACUGUAUGGACUGCAGUAGUGACACAGAUCCUAUUGGCAUCUGGCAGACUGCUUCCGCAAAGACAUGAUAAAAGAUCCGUCCCUGAAUCCGUCCCUCCAUCAGACCCUUACGAGGAAUUCUGGAAGCAGCACAAUCAUGGGUUGUGUCCCUUGGGUAUGGUCUCCCAGAGGAACAACACUGUGUGCUGUCUGCCCACUAGCUGCAAGCCAGGAUACGGACUUGUCGCGUGUUCUAUAAAUGGUUCCGAAGAUGUGUGCAUUCCUUGUAAAGAGGGCUACGUACAGAGGCUCAAUGUGUCUUCUUUGAAUAUGAUGAAUACAGCAUGUUUUAAGGAGGUGGCCGGAUUUAAUAAUCUUUGUUCCCUAGUUGACUUCAAUGCAGUAGAGACUGGCAGUUAUUCAAAAGGGAUGCCUUUGUCAUGCGAAUGUGCCCUGGAGAAAUGUCAUUGGCCGGAGACGUCCUAUAAAGAUGCAAGCUCCUGUAAAACAGAAGACCCCUGUCCGGCUCAUCACCAGCUCAGCAAGCUUACUGGCGUGUGUGAGGAGUGCCCCUGGUACGCUGACAAGGACCAACCAGGCUGCUGGCCCUGCGUCAUUAAUGUCACACUUCUGAGGUUGGGUCGUCCUGAAACAUCUCCAUCUCCAACAGUUGAGCAAGAUAUUAUAUCGAAAGAAAGCAAGUCCCAUGGACAUGAGCCGUUUUUUGGUAUCCACACAAUUAUUUCAUUGGUUUCAGUGCUGGGAACAUGUGUGCUUAUUCUCGGGCUUAUUCUCAUAAUCCUGGUCUGCAGACAUCACAAUUGCAGGCAACAACUCAGGGACUAUUUCUCCAAAGGCCCAUCCCAAGGUUCAGCACAAGACUUGCUGUCUCCACAAACACGAACACCAACCACUCCUACAAUUAAUGACGGCCAUAGUAACCUUGUUAACAUGAGAGCUUCAUCAACGACUGAUGCUCUUCAGAACAGAGAAGCUCAAUCUUUGCCCGUUGAAGCCAGACCAAAGGUUCAUAACUCAACAAAUGUUCGAACUCCAUGCAGAGGUUCUCUAAUUAACCAAGGGCAGAUAAAUGGGGCCAAUGCUUCCAUCGGACAUAAUACAUAUAGUAGUUCGCCAAUCAAUCAUGAUUCAGCACUUGAACCCUUGUUACCAUUGAACCCAGAUGAAACCCUAGCCAAGUCAACACUAUAUCCAGACCUUUCUGGGUUUCUAAAUACUACAGGUAGUACCAGUAACCAUGGGAAGGUUGCUCUUCGACAAUUGGAUGAGUUUUACAGAAUUUAUCAACCUUUAAAUACUGAGAUUUCUAUGAGAGACGAUACGAUCGGUGACACCCUGUCUGAAGACCAUGGCAUUGAUGAUGACAGGAUGCAUACAGGGUCAAACAGCGUGAGAGUGGCAGCAGUCUCUGAUGACUUGAGCACUAACAGAACCAGGGAUCUGAAGGCAAUUGGUGUAGAACCAAGCAGAGAGAAGACAAUCCAAAAGUCUAAGUUUAGCUCUGGAACGCAAUUUAAUAACAAGAAAUGUAAGGGUAACAAUGAUAAUAAUGGAAAUGCCAAUGCAAGAGCUGGUGGUUUGGCAAUGAACUUCAACGCGAAAAUAAACAACUCUGUGAUUAACAUUGAUAUUGACCAUGGGGUAGUUAGGAUGGGUGGAGAUGAGGAAUUGGGGAGGUGCCAAUUGCAGAGAUUGCAAGGAAGGACAGUGCCUGCUACCACGAUUAAUGAAGCAUCUGGCUAUGCUGCCACAUUGCUUUGCAACAAUAUGAACGAAGGAAUCAGUGAAUUACCUAGUCGAUGUGAAAAUGUGGAAAGCGGUGUGGAUGAAAGCAAUGACUAUAAUAUUAGCGUCGUUGAAAGGAAUAAUAGAUCUGAUAAAGCGACUGAGGAAGAGCAUUCCCAUAUAGAGUCUACUGCGGUCAAGAAAGUGUAUCCAUCAGUUGUUGCUGAUCGACCAGUUGGUGUUGUUGCCCCAUUUUUACAUAGCACUGUUGGCAGACAAAGUGGUCACCUUGUUUACCAUAGCAACAUGCCAGACCACUCAAACAUUUCGUCUAGAUACGGCCUAUCGCACAUGUCUCCGCCACUUUCACACAUUACCCAGAAUGCAUUGAACUCUGAAGAAAGUGAGGUCCAAAUUAAUUCUCGGCAUCUAGUAUUGCCAAGGCAUACCUCAAGUAACCGUGCCAAUGCGGGUUCAUUGUCAUCAUUACCGCAAAGCACAGAAUUACAGAUGCAGCGUCUGGAAGUUUGGAAUUAUGCAAGCGAGACUUUACCAAAAACUGUAGACUAUGAUGAAGAUGAGGUGGGAUUAACUGUGGAGCCACAGGGUUUGCAAGAGAUACAUGAUCCUGAUCAGACUGAGAGAAAAGAGGCGGCUCAUGAUCGUCAUGGCGAGGAACAAACUAAGGCGAAACGUGUGGCUGGAUUGGAUGAGGAUUGAACAUUGAUCUUCAGUGCUGAAUUUAUGUAGUACAUUUACUUCAGAAUUAAUAUAUAAUAAUGGAUUUGCAUCUGAAUAUAUCUGAUUCCUGAGGGCAGAAGAUCAGUUAGGCAAUCUUGAGAUAUUUUUAAUAAAACAAAAACAUAUUCAACAAGUUCUCUUGUAAAAAAAGAUGCCUUUUGUGAUGGAUGUAGCUAUAACUUCUUUUGACAAAAACUGAAUAAUAACAGAAAAUUAUACACUGAUGUCAAAAUUGUAAAGCCAAAGGCUAACAUAAACCCUAGAGGUUUUUUCUUGACAUCUGUAAAUUAUAUUAUUUUUUAUUAGCUCGGCUGUUUUCGAAAAAAAAACACGAGGUAUUGUCAUCGCCAGCUAGUCGUUGUCAUGUUGUGUCGUCCGCUGGCGUCAUGCUUAAGCCUUGACAUUUUGCUCUGAAAUCAAAGUGCUUCCCCCUAAAACUUUGAAACUUUAGAUGUAGAUGCACUUUGAUGAGCUCUACACUCCACACCCAUUUUUGGGUCUCUAGGUCAAAGGUCAAGGUCACUGUGACCUCUAAAAAAAAAUAAAAACAUUCUUACAAGCUUUCACAGCAGAGAAAGCACCCGUUAUGCAGAACUCUUGUUAAUAUUUAGAACUUUUUCUGUUUCAUGUUUUUUUUUAACAUGAAGUGCUUCCUUUUGCGCUAAUUUCUUAACUACUUUCUUUUUAAGUGGUUACUUUUCACUAAAAUUAUCUGGCUGAAAUGUUAAAAACUACAUCAACUACUUUAGAAAACAUUGAAUAUAUAUCUUUAAUAUUAAUUUUAAAAUAACAUUUUUUAAUUGUUAGAAAUCAUGUGUAUUAAAUAAUUUAUUUUAAAUUUAGUAACAAAUGUGAACUCUUAUG